UCAGAUGCUUCUGGGUCGCGGUGGGAAAAACGCUGCGAUCCCAGUGAGUGAGCUUGGCAGCCCAGCGCUAGAGCGACUCGGCGAGGGAUGGCGGCCACGGGCAAACUACUAAUCCUGUUCCUGCUCGGACUCACGGCGCCUGCUGCGGCGCUGGCGGGCUACAUAGAGGCUCUUGCAGCCAAUGCUGGAACAGGAUUUGCUGUUGCUGAGCCUCAAAUUGCAAUGCUUUGUGGAAAGUUAAAUAUGCAUGUGAACAUUCAGACUGGGAAAUGGGAACCUGACCCAACAGGCACCAAGAGCUGUUUUGGGACAAAAGAAGAAGUUCUUCAAUACUGUCAGGAGAUGUAUCCAGGUCUACAGAUCACAAAUGUGAUGGAAGCAAACCAGCCAGUCAAUAUUGACAGUUGGUGCCGAAGGGACAAAAAACAAUGCAAGAGUCACAUUGUUAUACCUUUCAAGUGUCUUGUGGGGGAAUUUGUAAGUGAUGUUCUUCUAGUUCCAGAAAAAUGUCAGUUUUUCCACAAAGAGAGGAUGGAUGUGUGCGAGAAUCACCAACACUGGCACAUUGUAGUCAAAGAGGCAUGUCUGACUCAGGGAAUGACCUUAUAUAGCUACGGCAUGCUGCUACCCUGUGGAGUAGACCAGUUCCAUGGCACUGAAUAUGUGUGCUGCCCUCAGACAAAGAUUAUUGAUUCUGUUGACUCUACUGUGUCUAAAGAAGAGGAGGAAGAGGAGGAAGAGGAUGAUGAAGAGGAAGACUAUGAUAAUUAUAAAAGUGAAUUUCCUACUGAAACAGAUUUGGAAGACUUCACAGAAGCAACUGUAGACGGUGAUGAUGAUGAUGAUGAUGAUGACGACGACGACGAUGACAAUGAUGAUGAAGGGGAGGAGGUGGUGGAAGACCGCGAUUAUUACUAUGACACUUUUAAAGGAGAUGACUACAAUGAGGAGAACCCAACUGAACCCAGCAGCGAGGGCAGUAUUUCAGAUAAGGAAAUUGCUCACGAUGUUAAAGCUGUCUGCUCCCAGGAGGCGAUGACGGGGCCCUGCCGGGCUGUGAUGCCUCGUUGGUACUUCGACCUCUCCAAGGGAAAGUGCGUGCGCUUUAUAUAUGGCGGCUGCGGCGGCAACAGGAACAAUUUUGAGUCUGAGGAUUAUUGUAUGGCUGUGUGUAAAGCGAUGAUUCCCCCAACUCCUCUGCCAACCAAUGAUGUUGAUGUGUAUUUCGAGACUUCAGCAGAUGAUAACGAGCAUGCUCGCUUCCAGAAGGCUAAGGAACAGCUGGAAAUUCGGCACCGCAACCGAAUGGACAGGGUAAAGAAGGAAUGGGAAGAGGCAGAGCUUCAAGCUAAGAACCUCCCCAAAGCAGAGAGACAGACCCUUAUUCAGCAUUUCCAGGCUAUGGUUAAAGCUUUGGAGAAGGAAGCAGCCAGUGAGAAGCAGCAGCUCGUAGAAACUCACUUGGCUCGAGUGGAAGCCAUGCUGAAUGACCGCCGACGGAUGGCUCUGGAGAAUUACCUAGCUGCCCUGCAGUCUGACCCACCUCGGCCCCAUCGAAUUCUCCAAGCCUUGCGUCGUUAUGUCCGUGCUGAGAAUAAAGAUCGCCUACAUACCAUUCGUCAUUACCAACAUGUGUUGGCUGUUGAUCCAGAAAAAGCAGCACAGAUGAAAUCCCAGGUGAUGACACAUCUUCAUGUAAUUGAAGAAAGAAGGAAUCAAAGCCUCUCUCUGCUCUACAAAGUUCCUUUCGUAGCCCAAGAAAUUCAAGAGGAAAUUGAUGAGCUCCUUCAGGAACAGCGAGCAGACAUGGACCAGUUCACUGCCUCUAUCUCAGAGAGCCCAGUGGAUGUCCGGGUGAGCUCUGAGGAGAGUGAGGAGAUCCUGCCGUUCCAUCCUUUCCAUCCCUUCCUGCCCUUACCUGAGAAUGAAGACACUCAGCCGGAAUUGUACCACCCAAUGAAAAAAGGGUCUGGAGUGAGCGAGCAAGAUGGAGGACUGAUUGGUGCAGAAGAGAAAGUGAUUAACAGUAAGAAUAAAGUGGAUGAAAAUAUGGUCAUUGAUGAGACUCUGGAUGUUAAGGAAAUGAUCUUCAAUGCUGAGAGAGUUGGAAGUCUUGAUGAGCCGGAAUCUGUGGGACCUCUGAGGGAGAACUUCAGUCUGAGCAGCAGUGCCCUUAUUGGCCUGCUGGUCAUUGCAGUGGCCAUUGCCACAGUCAUCGUUGUCAGCCUGGUGAUGCUGAGGAAGAGGCAGUAUGGCACUAUCAGCCAUGGGGUUGUGGAGGUUGACCCAAUGCUCACCCCAGAAGAGCGUCACUUGAACAAGAUGCAGAGCCAUGGCUAUGAAAAUCCGACGUACAAGUAUCUGGAGCAGAUGCAGGUCUAAGUGCAGAAAGCAUGCGCACCCUGGCCGCAGCAGUGGCGCAUCUUGGACCAACUGCUGACCACUAGUUGCCACUGGAAGGUCUCAUCUUAUGUCCUGACCUCCUGGGUCAUUAAGACUAUAAAGUACUACUGUAGGAUUGCAAUUUCCAUUCUUUUAAAUGGGUGAAAAAUGUUAAUAUAACAAUAUAUGAUAUAUAAACCUUAAAUGAAAAAAAAUGAUCUAUUGCACAUAUCUGAUGGAUGUAGUUUUCUUUUUUAAAUUAAUCAGAAAUCUCACUUCUAUUAUAUUGUCUCACACAUACCUGCUCUAUAUAAAUGGAAAAUGUUGAUUUUUUAAUGGAAGACUGUGUAUGCAGGCUGUUUGCUCCGGUUACAUUGUGUAAGUCAACUCUGUAGGCUCAUUCACUGUCCUGGUUUUUAUUACAAAAAGAAAAAAAAAAAGCAGUAUUCCCUUUUGAAACAUUGAGAAAGUUGCUGAGAAACUAAGUGAAGUAGGGAACAGUAAUUGAUAUGGAAGAAAUUAUUCUAAAGGACCAGCUUUGUGGAAGUGUCCUGCGUUUCCAGUGCUGGGUACCUUGGUGUCUUGUACAAGCCCUUUCGCAAGGGGAUCAAGGCAUUUUUGUUCCCGCAUUUUCCAUAGAGCCGAAUGCGUAUAGAUGAGGGUGUCCACUGCUGCUUUCCUUCUAAAUCCAGUUCUUCCACAACUAGCCUGUAGUUUGUAUAUGGCAUUCUUCCACUGUGUUGUUUACUUACUGUAGCUUCUUACUCACUUCCCCUUCGAAAAUAUGUCCAAAUGUGCAGUCUCUUCCUCUUAGGACAUCUCCCUCCAAGGCACUGACUCUCAGCUGUCGCUUUGUACCUUCACUUCUAUCCCCUCUCCUCUCACCAGCCUCUUUGCCGUUCACUCCGAGAAGGCCACAAUAGUAGGGCCCAGGUGAGCCUGGGGAGGCUUGUUGAUAUAGAAGGAAAAUGUUUGUGGUUAUACCCAAAAUUGGAUCUGUAGACCCUGUGGGAAGCUUUGAAGAUUUUUGGUUCCUUCACACAAGUCUUUGUAAUGCUUGUAUCAUUGAUGUUGAUGCUCACAGCUUUUUGGUUUUUUUUUUUUUUUUCCCCCUUUAAUCUGAAGGUUCUGGUAACCUUGGUAUAUUUUUUUCUAUGACUUUUGUUGUUGUUGUUGUUUUCCUUCUUCCUCUCCUUUGGCCCUAUCUAUGUCUUGUCCCACUAUGCACAGGUUGAACUUCACCUACAGACUCCUUAAUAUGAUCUGUGGAGAAUGUACAGAGUUUAAACACAUUAAUAAAUACUUUAUCUUCCACCGACAUGUGUUGUUUAAUUG
Molecule: messenger RNA, 3717 nt
Organism: Castor canadensis (American beaver)
Lineage: Eukaryota; Metazoa; Chordata; Mammalia; Rodentia; Castoridae
Gene: Aplp2
Product: amyloid beta precursor like protein 2
Biological process (GO): central nervous system development; axonogenesis
Cellular component (GO): membrane
Molecular function (GO): heparin binding; serine-type endopeptidase inhibitor activity; transition metal ion binding
Source: RefSeq, a predicted model, not a curated record